Molecule: messenger RNA, 1035 nt
Organism: Eucalyptus grandis
Lineage: Eukaryota; Viridiplantae; Streptophyta; Magnoliopsida; Myrtales; Myrtaceae
Exons: 3
Coding region: 231-797 (188 amino acids)
Molecular function (GO): calcium ion binding
Source: RefSeq, a predicted model, not a curated record
GGAAUACCAUUUCUGUCAGUUUCACUUUCUUCUUUUAUUGUUUUGGUGAUUCUCUUUUGUUCAUAUUCGAUGCUUGAAGCUUCCAUUUAGUUCUUGCUUCAUGUUUCAUCAUUUUGAAAACUUGCUUGUGUUGUUAGCCAAGAAAUGUUGGACUGAUUUUUUCGUUCAUAAGAUGAGCUACUGCCAAGCUUAUAGAUUUUGCACAAACAUCUACUCUUCAUGUGCAUCGAAUGGAGGAACAUGACUCAGAGAAGUGGCAGCUGCGGUCACAGGCCGCUUUUGAAAAAUUUGACAUUGAUCGUGAUGGUUAUAUAACCCCAGAAGAACUUCGACUGCAGACAGGUUUGAAAGGCUCCGUCGGUCCUCUGCUAGAGGAAGCUGACGUCGUCAACAAAGAUGGGAAAAUAAGUUUAUCGGAGUUCAGAAGGCUGUUAAGAACUGCAAGCAUGGGCUCUCAAAACUUGCCGAGCCCAUCUGGUUAUUGGAAUUUGAGAUCCAUUCUGGAGCUUUUGGGUGUUAAAAAGAGAGGAGGGAGCACGAGACAGGUUACGUAUUUUGGUUACUCAAGAUAUACCGAGCCAACCAUGAUGACCGCCUCUGUACUCCGCUCCAUUGCCAAUGGAAAUCCCUGUACAAAAGUUAGUAUCGAGGGAUUUUGCAUGGCACCCCAAGUUAGCCGAGAAGUGCUUGAGGAUGAAGGUUUGGAGAGAUUGCUGGCUGUGGUCGUUUACUUGGUGAGAGGGAAGGGCUAUACGGGCGUACGUCUUCUAAUGAGUGUGGGAUGUGUAGGCUGCUGAGUGUAUAUUUAACGCCCUCGAAUUUGGGGUCCUGUUCUAUUACAGAAAUGGGCAAUGCUUUUUUACUUGUAAGGCCUUCUCUUUUCCCAAUUUUUUUGGCAUCGCAAAUGAAUUAAGUGUAAACAUUUUUCAGUCUCUCUCAGAGAUGGGCAAUGCACCUGCUUUUUCUGUGAAGGAUUUAGAGAUGUAUGCUGAGCAGCCAUUAACGAAAAUAAAUUGAUCAUAUUAUUUAGGGUGA